AUGAAGCUACUAUAUUCUAUGAGUUUUAUCUUCCUCUUCAGUUCAACUCAAUUUGUUUUAAUUGAUGGUAUGGAAGUUUUCCAUCAUCCUUCAACAAAUGCAGCAGUAAAUCAGAUCUAUGAUUACAUCAAGCUCAAUAUUGAUCAUUUAAAUCUUGAUCCAGCUCACCACCUUGAAGAUGAUAAACAUGGUAAACGUGGUUUCAAUCUUCCAACCCACACAAGCCACUACCCAGAUUGUCCCGAUAAGGUUGGAUCAUAUUACCCUUGGCAUGAAACCAUACCAAACUCAGAUAGCCAAGAUUUUGAUUCUCCAGAGGCCCUUGAUAGUAGCUUAUAUUAUGAGAAUUCUCAUGAUAUCCAUAUGUCAUCAUUAACUCAAAAGUAUCAAGAUUCUGUUAACAUACCUCAAUAUAUGGUCAAUCCAGAACAUGAGACUUUUCAACAUACCAUUCCUUUUAACCAUGAAAAACCUUCACAUCCAUACUCUUUUCAUCCUUUAGAGAAUCAGUAUCAAUCAAUCAUAGAUCCAAAACACAUCAACAGUAACUUUGUCUUUGAAAAUGUUCAUGAACAUAACACCUUUGGACCUAGCAUUCAUUUGGAUCAUGAAAGUGAUGGUUCAUUUGACCACCAAACCUUUUUGCACCAAUCUCAAACAAAUUCGGUACACAGAAAUCAAGAUGUUGAUUCACAGCAUGAUUUAGGCUAUGACAAUAGUGCAGACAGUAUAUACCAGCACAGACUUUCACCAUCAGGAUCAAACCCAGAGGUAACUAAUUUUGCCAAAAGUCAGCCAACCUCCUUCCAAAGACUUGUGAAGAAAAGCAAAUCAGCAAAGGGGGGUCCAAUGUCAGAUAUAGAAGAUUUUGUUAAUUCAUUUCCCCAAACUUCUCACAAAUCAUUGAAAACAUUCUUUGAGACAAGGAAAUCAAGGAGAAUGGAUCCAAUUUCAAGUCAAAGAAAAUUCAUCAAUUUAGAUUAG
Melampsora larici-populina 98AG31 is the source of this 984-nucleotide messenger RNA. RefSeq lists its product as uncharacterized. The transcript has 10 exons. Bases 1 to 984 code for a protein of 327 amino acids. The record is from RefSeq and is a predicted model, not a curated record. NCBI's taxonomy places the organism in Eukaryota, Fungi, Basidiomycota, Pucciniomycetes, Pucciniales, Melampsoraceae.